CCCCCGUCUUCUUCCUUCUUCCUUCUUCCUCAUACCCACCUCGCAUCCUCUUCUCUUCCCUCCAUCGAUCUUCCCUAUUAAUAUCCUCCAUCCUUCUUCUCUACCCAUUCCAUCCUCCUUCCUAUGACCUCUUGACCUCUUCACCUCUUCACCCCAUCCGUUGACCCCAUCCGAUCAUCCCGAGUCUCUGCUUUCAAUUCCCUUCAAUCCAACCACAAAUCCUCGACCCACCUCACCGUAUCCUCAACGACUUCUACUCACCGGUCCUCGAGUACACGCGUUCCAAGCCCAUUUCGACCCCACGUUCCAAUCACGACAGACGAAGCUCGCCGAUUGCUAUCAUAGCGUGGUCAGCACCUCCGCGCUCGUCCGCUGGUGCCUCGGCCACCAUUCUACCGUCCGUCACGUCUCCCGAAGAUGACGAGCAGAACCCCCAACAUUCGAGUGCUACCGCUAUGAGUGAUGUUGACACUGCCCCCUCCGUGCCAGCUACCCUGGAUGCCGGUCAACCUGCGCUCGCCCUCGAGGUGAACCACCGGUCCCCGGCCGCUCCGUCGUCGCCCCGGAGGGCCUCGCCACCCUCGCCCCCCCGACCAGAGGAGGCGUCGGAGGGCGAUGGGCCCCCGAGCCCCAAGGCCGACUCCGAGGCCGAGACCAUCAUCCAGUCGGGCCGCGAGUCGCUGUCGCCCCAGAAACGACGCAAGUAUAUUGAGCAUGAACCCACGAAACGACGUGACGAAGGACAUGAUGACCGUGUAGAACCUGGGGAGAGGGACCGUCCCCCGAAGGAGGUUCCGCCCCGACGGGGGAAUGCUGCGGAGGUGGUGGAUAGGGAGCCGCCCCCAACCCCCCCGUCGAUUGUCAAGCUCGAAAGGUCUGAGGAACUGGAUGCCGUCCCCCGCAAGCCCGCGCCCGCGCCCGCGACGUCGGCGCCCAGAUUGCCGAGGAAACGGAGCCUGAGUGAGGUGAUGGCCGGCGACGGGGACGCGGGUCGCCCUCCGCGCCAUCAUCCCGCGGCCUCGCGCCACCAGGCCCGGCGAGACCUGGGCGACGUCUCCCUUCCACCCCCCUCCGUCAAGGACCGAUCGACGUCGCCCGUGCGACACACCCACAAGCGGGCGGCCUCGGGCCCGCAGCUGGGCGGUAGCAGCAGCAGCGAUGCUGCGCCCCCGCGGAAGAAGAAGGCCCCAACACCCCUCGUCACGGGCUUCCCCCGGCAGAGUUCCGAGGAUCGGCAGUCGGUCUCGUCCUCGACCAGCGGCUCCCCACUCCCCACCGCGCACCUGCGCAAACUGGUUGACGGCGCGUCGGCGUCGCCAGCCCGCCCCAUGGGCAGCAAGAAACAGCGGGAUCAGAACGGUCGGACGCGGCUGGCGCGGGCCUGCGCAGCCCAGGAGCUUGAGGCGGCCAUCGCGCGACACUCGGAACGACCCGACGAUUUGAACGUGGCUGACAACGCAGGCAACACCCCCCUGCAGAUCGCCUCCCUCGAGGGGUGUGCCCCGAUCGUCAAGUUCCUGCUCGAGGCCGGCUGUGAGAUCGACACGAAGAACAUCGACAAGGACACGCCGCUGAUCGACGCCGUCGAAAACGGACACCUCGAUGUCGUGAAGCUGCUCCUCGCGGCGGGGGCCAACCCCCGAACCCUCAACGCCGAGGGCGACGAGCCGUACGAUCUGGUCCCAUCCGAUUCGGAGGAGUUCGAGGAGAUUCGGCGCGUGAUUGCAGAUGCCAAGGCCAACCCCCGCCAGCACCGUCGCUCGGAGGAGCGGGCGGCGUCGGUCAGCAAGGAACCUGCGUCCCGGCGCGUCUCCAACGGCAGCGGCCGCGACCUGACCCCCGUCCACGGGCCGCGGAGUCCGCCGCCGCCGGGCCCCACCGCCGCGCGGCGCAAGGUGGUCCGCCGCGAGGCCACGCGCAACGACCUCCUGUGGACCAAGGCGACGCCGGAGAACUUGCAGGCGUUCGCCGCCAAGGGGGACAUGGAGGGCGUGGCCAACAUCCUCAACGUGGGGCAGAAGGCCGAUCCCGAGUCCAUGAUUGCGGCGGCCAAGGGCGGCCACGACGAGGUGAUCUCGCUGCUCCUGGGCAUGGGCGACGCGGACCCGGAUCCCGAUCCCGUCGCGGGGGGCUCCCACAAACCGGGCUACAACACCCCCAUGCUGGCCGCGAUCGGCCGCGGCAACCUGGCCGUCAUCCGGAUCCUCCUGGACAACCCCGACUUCAACCCGACCCGUCGCCUGUAUCGAGACCGGACGUACUACGAACUGUCCCGCGAUCGCCGUGCGGAGAACUGGGAGGACGAGUACGACCUGCUCCGCGACGCAUAUGAGAAGCACGUGCGGGCGAAGCGACAGCGCAAGGCCGAACUCGCCUCCUCGCCCCGACGGGCGCGGGACAAGGACAAGGAGAACAAGCGGCCCGGGCGCCGGGACUCCACUUCUCCGGCGGCCGUCCCGCGGAAAUCCAUCGAAACCGCCGGCGCGGCGCGUCCCGUGUCCAAGGAAGCGUCCCUCCUGAAGGAGAAGCGCCGCGACGGGGUUCCCCACCCCAAAGAGCGGCCCGGCGUGCCGCGUCCGAAAGUGGCCCGGAAGGAGGGCGACGGCGCGGAGACCGCUAAACCCAAGGUGAUGACCCCGGCAGGCAAGGACAGCCACGCGGAUCGCGGCGACGAUGCACCGAAACGACGACGACUGUUCUCGGGACGACCGCCAGCGGACCGCGAGCGUCGGCGGCCCAGUCUACCCUCCUCCGACGAGGAGAGUACCCGACCGGGCGGUCCGGAAGGCGCCAAGUCCGGACCCCCGGCCCCCUUGAAGCGGGGACGCAGCAGUGCGAGCCCCGAGCGGCCGCGAUCGCGUGGCACGGAUCCCGAGCGCCCCGCCGCCCCCGACGGACCGAAGAAAAAGCGCCGUGUCCUGAACGAUGACGGGACGCCGAACCUCCCCAACGGCGGGGGGAAGCGAGAGGCGCCGCCGCCAACCGAGGAGGGUCAUCCCCUGCCGCCCCGUCCCACGACCCAUCACGAUCGUGUGGGAGGGCCGCCGCUGAAGAGCGUCGAACGGGAUCCCGUGAAAGAAGAGCACGGGAAGCAGGAGCGUCGCGGUCUGGACGACAUCCCCAUGGUGGACGCCGACAGUGCCGCAGAUCGACGCGCCCGCGAUGCCGCCGAGGCCGAUGCCCGCCGGCAGCGGGAUGCAGAGGCGGCGGCGCAACGACGAGCUGAGGAAGCGCGGCUGGCGGCCGAAGCGGAACAGGCUCGUCUGGACCGGGAAGCGGCCGAUCGGGCGGCCCAGGCGGCACGUCUGGCGCAGGAGAAAGCCGCGGAGAAGGCCGCAGAGAAAGCCGCAGAGAAAGCCGCAGAGAAAGCCGCAGAGAAGGCCGCAGAGAAGGCCGCAGAGAAGGCCGCCGAGGAGGAGAAGGAGGAGCGGCGACGCAAGGAAGCGGAGCAGCGACGGGUCAAACAGGCGGAGGAUGAGCGGCAGAAGCGACUGGAGCAGGAGCGGUUGCGAUUGGCAAAGCAGCGGCGUGAGCAGGAGGAGCUGGAGCAGCGACGGCGCGAGGGACUGCCCAGCCGACUGCGGAUCGCGGCGCACCUGGUGGGGUCGAACGACGCUCAGGCCCGCAGCCACGCGUGGCUGCGCAAAUUCCUGCCGGUAGUGACGGCGGAGACGCGGCAGCUGGAUCCUACGUGUGAUGCGACGGUGGCAGAGGACCGAUGGGUGCCGAACUACCUGCUGUCGCAGUACGCCAGUUGGGAGAAGCGCGAUGCAACCCCGACGCAACGGAUGAACCUGUGGCGGGUUACACGGCGGAUGCUGGUGCAGGCGGACGAGAGGGAAAAGGACAGUGAGACACGACCGAAAUACUUUGAGAUGGAGCAUGUAUUUUGGGUUAAGCUGUCCGACUUUAUGGAUCUUGUUCCUCAUAUUCCGCACCUCCACGGGCUGGACCUGCAAUUUCUCAAGAUGCACAUCGAUCAGGAGGCGCGGACCAACGGGCAUGGGCAUGGGCCUAUGGAGGGGUUGACCAACGGGUAUCGACCGAGUACAUACGUCUAGUGUAUGAUAUUGGAUACUACUUUACCGUA
Messenger RNA from Aspergillus campestris IBT 28561, 4090 nucleotides. RefSeq names its product putative histone deacetylase complex subunit (Hos4). NCBI's taxonomy places the organism in Eukaryota, Fungi, Ascomycota, Eurotiomycetes, Eurotiales, Aspergillaceae. The coding region runs from base 456 to 4061 and encodes 1201 amino acids. Gene Ontology annotation, molecular function: protein binding. The transcript is spliced from 6 exons. The record is from RefSeq and is a predicted model, not a curated record.